UUGAAAAACACAAGUUCAAAUCAAAGCUGCUUUUAUCACUGGUCUUCAUCUAGAAAUAAAGCAUUUUCUCUUCAUUUAAAGUAUUUAACAUAACCUCCUUCGUGUAUGUUCACCAAGUUUUAGCUUAUUUUACACUGCUCGAUUUCGAUGACUUCACCUCUGCAACAUGACUACAUAAUCUUACCAGAGACUCAUACAAUGGAGAGAAGUUCUGCGGACAUCUUAUCCUCUGUUCCCGCAGCUGAGAACAACAACAAUGUUCUCAACCUUAAAGAGACAGAGCUCAGGCUUGGAUUACCUGGCUCUGUGUCUCCCGAAAGGAAGCCUGUAAGCGAGGUGGCUCGCGGGUAUUGUCCAUUAAAGAACUUUCUUUCGGGGGCUAAGCGAGGUUUUCGUGAUGCAACUGAUAGUUCUGAACAGUGGGCUUUUUCGGGGAGUGGUGGAUCAGAGGUGCCUGAUUUUGUUAAAGGCCCUGUUCUGUACUCCCCGAGAGAUGAAAAUUGUGGUUUGGAUGAUAAGAAUAACAGCAAUAAGUCAUGUUUUAAGCCUGGUGGAGAAAAGAAGACUUCUGCAACAAAUGGAAAUGCUGCUAAUACUCCUGCUUUGAAAGCACAGGUAGUCGGAUGGCCGCCUAUUAAGUCAUACCGGAAAAACACACUGGCUCCGAAUAUAUGUAAGAAAGCAGAUGUUGCAAAAGAUUUAAACACAGGGUACAUUUAUGUUAAGGUUAGCAUGGAUGGUGCUCCAUAUCUAAGAAAAGUUGACCUCAAGACCUGCUGCAAUUAUGCUGAACUUUCGUCUGCUCUGGAGAGUAUGUUCAGCUGCUUUACUAUCGGGCAAUGCAGCUCUAAAGGACUUCCAGAGCGAGAGGGGCUCAGUGCAAGUCGGUUAAUGGAUCUUGUUCAUGGCUCUGAAUAUGUGCUAACGUAUGAAGACAAGGACGGGGACUGGAUGCUUGUUGGUGAUGUUCCUUGGAAGAUGUUCACAGACUCGUGCAAGAGGUUAAGAAUCAUGAAAGGCUCCGAGGCAAUUGGUCUAGCCCCGCGGACCAUGGAGAAAUGCCAGAGCCAGCAUUAGCAAUUAUGCCAGUGAGAUUGAAGGCCAAGAAUUUUGUCUAUGCAAGUAUUUUAGUUGGUAUCUAAUCAUAUGUAUAUGUACCUUAGUUUCUCUAAAUGCCAAUAUCUUCCUAGCUUGCUACA
Molecule: messenger RNA, 1199 nt
Organism: Daucus carota subsp. sativus
Lineage: Eukaryota; Viridiplantae; Streptophyta; Magnoliopsida; Apiales; Apiaceae
Product: auxin-responsive protein IAA27
Exons: 5
Coding region: 148-1077 (309 amino acids)
Biological process (GO): regulation of DNA-templated transcription
Cellular component (GO): nucleus
Molecular function (GO): protein binding
Source: RefSeq, a predicted model, not a curated record